Messenger RNA from Desarmillaria tabescens, 1834 nucleotides. Its product is annotated as zf-C3HC-domain-containing protein. The record is from RefSeq and is a predicted model, not a curated record. Lineage: Eukaryota; Fungi; Basidiomycota; Agaricomycetes; Agaricales; Physalacriaceae. Gene Ontology annotation, molecular function: zinc ion binding. The transcript is spliced from 8 exons. Gene Ontology annotation, cellular component: nucleus. Bases 156 to 1643 code for a protein of 495 amino acids.
UCUCUAAUCCUUUUCUCAGACUCUUUCUCUUUGGUCGGUUAUCCUAUCUGUCGCACUUUUCUUGAUUGCAACAUCACUGCAGCUGUGAUACCCUUCGACUGGGAGGCAUUAUUUUGACUUCUAUCAAACAAGAUUUAUUGCAUCGUUCUCUUGCCAUGUCUUCCGACGACAUUCAAACACCUAUAGAUAACCUUCGGGCCACAAAGCGGAAAUUAGACGACGCGUUCCAACAUCUAGACGAUACUGUUCAGCCUGCACUCAAGAAAUCCAAUACGAGUCGGUCCGUAUAUUCUACCCUUGCAAAGUACGGGAUAAAGUCCAAAGGGAGCGCGAAUGAAGUGCCGCAAGAGACAUACAAAAAUGCCCCAAAACUCUCAGCUAUCCUCACACGUGCUGCUACGCGUACAAAAAAGUCUUUUCCUUUCAAGUUUUCCGAACCUCGUCCACCGUCAACUAUCAUCUCCAAAGAAGAAUACCGCCCUUCAUCAAUAUCCUCUUUUCUAUCUCGAUUAUCGACCUUUAAACUCUCCACAUACUCAAAUAAACCGCCUGCCAUAGAUGCAGUGGCAGCAUCGAAGUGUGGGUGGGUGAACGACGGGAAAGACCGGUUGGUAUGCGGAGUAUGCACCUCCUCGUGGGUAGUGGCUAGCAAAGAGGGCAUGUCGCGAGACGCAGCCAAUGCCCUCAUUGAGAAGCAGAAGGUUCAGCUCGUCGAUGCGCAUAAACCAGGCUGUCCGUGGCGGAUGAAGCAGUGUGACGCGUCUAUCUACCGUAUACCUCUUCAAUCACCUUCCAUUCUGUUACGCGAUAUCAAGGCGAAUGCCACUUCCCUUGACGCUCUUCUUGACGACGUUGAAAUCAAACACCCCCUAACAUCCAACCAGCUUAUAGCACUACGAUCCACAAUCAAAUUAUAUACUCUAUCAUUGUCUGUAACUGUAUCAUCAACUCAAACAGACCCACCCUCGUCUUCUUCGCCGUCUGCGACAUCUGAGGAACCAUCGGAGAAGACAAUUUUGGUGUCUCUCUUCGGCUGGAGUAUAGCUCCUGCAGCUGAGCGCCCAGCAUUGACACGAGCUAGCUCUUUGGCUCCUCAAACGCCGCCACGUUCACGGGAGUCCUCCGUCGUCCCUAGACAGUCACCUAACCGACUAAGCGUCGGGCCCUCGACCACUCUGGCCCCUCCAAAACGCGAUUCUGACACCCUCCUUCAAUGCAGCCUCUGCCAGCGACGCAUAGGGCUCUGGACGUUCGGACUCCGGCCGGAGUCUUCAACUUCUAGCCGGGCACCGACGAAACGACCCUUUGAUCUACUGAAGGAGCAUCGGUCUUAUUGUCCUUACGUCGUGCGAUCGACAGUGAUACCCACACUUAGCCCUCAGGCGCAUCUCAUGAGUCAGACAAGCUUGACAGGAGGAGCGGAAGGCGCUCUGGAGGGGUGGCGAGCCGUUGUAACAGUUGUGUUGAGGUACGGGAUGGCGCAACGAUCGCAUUUGACGAGUGGGAGAAGGCCGUCGGAGACUCAUGAGGGGGGAGAAAGUGAAAGAGAAGUUGUCGAUGGAGGUAUUGAAGCUAUGGUGGAGGGCGUCAAGGCUCGGGGAGGAAAGGAUUUACUUAAAUACGUUCGAGGACUUCUGGGUUGAUAUUUGCGGAAUUUUACAUUUUAGUAUCUUGUUGUCAGUGGUAUUAUUGACUAAGACGUCUGGACACCAAUGCGGAUAGAACAUACAAAAGGUGUGGCGCCGCUUGUCUUGAAUAUGAGUGUAAACUUCCCACCUGAGUUUAGCAUACCGUUGUAAUAAUACCAGGCGCGUACCGGUCAUCAUCUCCCAUG